Ahaetulla prasina is the source of this 2806-nucleotide messenger RNA. It is a transcript of the gene METAP1D, whose product is annotated as methionyl aminopeptidase type 1D, mitochondrial. The transcript has 11 exons. Gene Ontology annotation, molecular function: metalloaminopeptidase activity. Gene Ontology annotation, biological process: proteolysis. NCBI's taxonomy places the organism in Eukaryota, Metazoa, Chordata, Lepidosauria, Squamata, Colubridae. The coding region runs from base 418 to 1182 and encodes 254 amino acids. The record is from RefSeq and is a predicted model, not a curated record.
GUGGCGGCCCAUGGAUGGGAGUGUAACACCGCUCCCACGUGACCGGCGUGUUUAUGCAAAAUGGCGGCGCCCAGGGGUGCUGUUGGUAUGCUGCGGCUGUUCACGGGGUUGCAAUGAAAAAUAGAAGAAAAUGCGGCCGUCGUCAAGAGGAGUGGUGGGAAAUUACUGGAUUCUGUUUUCCAUUAAGUCCAGAAAGCCAGGUCCUAAGGCCAUGUGACUGGCUGUCAGCGUGUUUUCUACUCAUCGGUUAAUCAGUUCUACUUAUACCAGUCAAGCAUUCAUCAAAGAAGAUAUCUUUUUUGCCACAGACAGAAAAAUGCUUAUAAGGUAGUUUGGCCAGCUGAUGUUUCUCCUCCUCAUCCAGUUCCUAAGCAUAUAAAGCAGCCAGACUAUGUGACGACAGGCGCUCUGCCUGACAUGGGAGACGAAAUAGACCUUAAGAAUGAAGAUCAGAUUCUACGGCUUCGUCAGGCUUGUCAGCUGGCCCGUCAUGUCCUGCGUCUGGCUGUGAGGAGUGUAAAGGUUGGCAUGACUACAGAAGAAAUAGAUUAUUUGGUUCACCAUGAAAUAAUCAAGCACAAUGGUUAUCCAUCACCUCUAGGAUUUAAAGGUUUUCCAAAAUCUGUGUGUACUUCAGUAAACAACGUGGUAAGCCAUGGAAUUCCUGACAGCCGCCCUCUCCAGGAUGGCGAUAUUAUUAACAUUGAUGUCACAGUGUAUCUCAAUGGCUACCAUGGUGAUACAUCCGAAACGCUGCUAGUGGGGAAUGUGGAUAAGGCUGGUCAAAAGUUAGUGGAGGUUGCCAGGAAAUGCAGAGAUGAAGGAAUUGCCGUUUGCAGACCUGGAGCUCCUUUCUCCGUAAUUGGGAACACAAUCAGCAACAUUGCUCAUCAAAAUGGUUUUCAAGUCUGCCCUUACAUUGGCGGUCAUGGGAUAGGAACGAAUUUACAUAGUAAUCCUGAAGUUUGGCAACAUGCAAACGAAAACAAUGUAUUAAUGGAGAAGGGAAUGGCAUUCACAAUAGAGCCUGUAAUAAUGGAAGGACUGACCGAAUGUUAUCUCCUGGAUGAUGAUUGGACUCUGAUAAGUGCAGACCUCAGAAGAUCAGCCGUGUUUGAGCAUACCAUCGUCAUUACAGACAAAGGCGCAGAAAUCCUGACCCUCCUGGCUGAGGAAACUUAAGAGCCACCAGCUGGCAGAAGACCCUUUUUCCUGUGGUGCUCCCGGGAGAAGCUGGCACCAAGGGCUGUAUCAACCCAUUUAUUUAUUUCGGGGAGCUGCUUUCUGGCAGGAUCCUCAAAGGACACAGAUGUAAAUAAUCUUUGAACAAAGCAUGUAUAACCUCUUCUACUCCACAACUAUAAAAAAUAUAAUCGCCCUCUUUCUUUAAAAAAAAGUGAGGAUGUGUUUCUCCCUCCCCCACUUUGUUUUGGUUUUUUAUGCUUUGUUUCAAGGCUGUUCCUAGUCCCUGUGGCAGUGCCCACAUGUUUAUAUAGCCAAAUGUUUUUGUUUUUUUCAAAGACAUGGAAACAACAGCAAAGCAAAGCAGCAAACUUUAUUUCUUGUGGCUUUGCAGCCACUUACAUUUUGAGCAAGCGUUCAGCUCUCUGUAUUAUCAGAACCUUCAGACCGAAUAACCCUUCUUUGCCAAAAAGAAAAAAGUGGUUUUUACUGUAUUACUUGUUACUCUUAGUGACUCUGAGGAUGACAUUAUUCCUUGAGGAAGAGGAUCUUGCCUAAACUGGUGCCCAUUUUUCCCAGGACUCCAUCUGACCUUGCAUCUUUACUGCAGAGGGAUCGGUCGAUUUGGGUCUUCGCUUGUGCCCCAAAUUCCAAGCCAAACCUCCCAAGGAAAGGAGGAGAAAUAUGGAUGCCUAGCAAUUGAAAACUUCCUUUGGGGUGGUGGGGAUGGGGAGUGCUGAAUGCCCAGAGGAAGCCUGAGAAGAAGGGCUGGCUCUGACGGUCCCCCUUCUGCCUACAAGGACCGCUGUGGCUGUAGCUUCUGCUAGUCACACUUGUACUAACAGACACACCGUGGUCCAUCUUAACGAGCGGGCUUUGCUCGUUGCCCCAUGUGUUAAGGGCCUUCUCGGGGAGCUGCUGGAGAUCUUCUCCAGGCCGGUUCAAAAGACUUCAGUCUUCUGCUUGGGGGUGGGGGGGCAAGCCGGAGAGGGUCCCGCACAAGCUUGAAGCAGGAUCGCCUAAAACUAAAGGCGAGCCUCAACGAGGGAAGAGGCUCGGUGGGGAAGGAAAGUUGCGGGAGGAGGGGCGAGUGAAACGCGCCUUUGCUGGAAAGGAGCCUGGCCGGGAUGGAGAGGGUGUAGUUUCCGAUGCAAACGAGUUCCAUGGAUAAGGCAAAUAGAAGCGAGCUGGGAAGAGAGAAGGGGAUUUCCUGACUGGGCUCGACGUCAGUCAACCCAAAAUUGACUCUUCGGGUGGUAACAAUCACGUCAAAGCCCCGAGCUCAUCCCCCGCCCCCCCACGGAACCAAAAGUUGCGGUACUCGGCUUCACACCGAGGCUUAAGCUACGUUUGCCAGUUUUCCUCUUAUGAAACCCAACUGUGAACCUGUGCCAGUGUGGCUACUUCAGUAGUCGCUGUUAAAGCAAAUCGUGGAACCACAAAAUUGGCUUCAUUUAGAAAAGACAUUAAACCGACAGUGCUGAGAUUUGAAACCAGAUUUUGACAAGUUCGUUAACCCCCCCCCUCUCUUUCGGCGCACUCCAAAAGGUAGGGUAGUGGGAGGGCCGUCACAAAAAUAAUAAUUGACUUCGUUUUGUUUUAAGUUUUAAUAAAAAUGAUUUGA